Molecule: messenger RNA, 780 nt
Organism: Mastomys coucha (southern multimammate mouse)
Lineage: Eukaryota; Metazoa; Chordata; Mammalia; Rodentia; Muridae
Gene: Hmgb3
Product: high mobility group box 3
Exons: 3
Coding region: 11-763 (250 amino acids)
Biological process (GO): regulation of transcription by RNA polymerase II
Cellular component (GO): nucleus
Molecular function (GO): DNA binding, bending
Source: RefSeq, a predicted model, not a curated record
GCGGAGCGUCAUGGCUGCACGGGCGCCUUUGUUAUCCCGAAGAGUGCGGCCCGCGUCGGGGGCGGGGAGGCCGGGUUGGCGGCUCGGCGCCCUCGGGCGGCCCGCGUGGGGCGGGGCGGGGCGGGGUGGGGGCCGGCGAGCGGGCGACGGUGGCGGGGCCCCGGCCGCUUUGUUCACCGCCGUCGCCGCCUGCGCCAGCCGCGCGCGGAUCAGCCAUUUUAGCGAGCGGGUCUCGGAGGCGCGGCGACCGCGACUGUCGCCCGCCGCUGGGCCCCACGUUCCCCCCUCCCCCGCGCCGCCGCCGCCCCCGGCACCGCGCUCGGCUCGGGGGUGGCGGCAGCGGAUUUUACGGGCACUUUCUUUCAUCCCGAGGCUUUGGACAAAAUGGAAGGUGAAUUAUGGGUGUCCGGAGCAAAGGAGACGUGGCCCGACACUGGCUGUCUGCUGCCGGCCUGGACGACCGGUCAGGAUGGCUAAAGGUGACCCCAAGAAACCAAAGGGCAAGAUGUCUGCUUAUGCCUUCUUCGUGCAGACAUGCAGGGAAGAACACAAGAAGAAAAACCCAGAGGUUCCAGUCAAUUUUGCGGAGUUUUCCAAGAAGUGCUCUGAGAGGUGGAAGACAAUGUCUAGCAAAGAGAAAUCAAAGUUUGAUGAAAUGGCAAAGGCUGAUAAAGUACGCUAUGAUCGGGAAAUGAAGGAUUAUGGACCAGCUAAAGGAGGCAAGAAGAAGAAGGACCCGAAUGCCCCCAAAAGACCACCGUAAGUGGCUAUAGGAUAUGU